Messenger RNA from Tyto alba (common barn owl), 3090 nucleotides. RefSeq names its product prostaglandin-endoperoxide synthase 1 (gene PTGS1). Bases 52 to 1860 code for a protein of 602 amino acids. The transcript is spliced from 11 exons. Gene Ontology annotation, biological process: response to oxidative stress; cyclooxygenase pathway. Lineage: Eukaryota; Metazoa; Chordata; Aves; Strigiformes; Tytonidae. The record is from RefSeq and is a predicted model, not a curated record. Gene Ontology annotation, molecular function: prostaglandin-endoperoxide synthase activity; heme binding; oxidoreductase activity, acting on single donors with incorporation of molecular oxygen, incorporation of two atoms of oxygen. Gene Ontology annotation, cellular component: cytoplasm; neuron projection.
GCGGGGCCGGGCCGGGAGCGGCGGCGGGACGCGGCGGAGCUGCCUCUCGCCAUGGGCGGUGGGUACCGGGCCCGGGCCCCGCCGGGAGCGGGGCUGCUGCUCGCCCACGCCGUGCUGCUCUGCGCUGCCGGGAGCGCCGCCACCGACGGCUCCGUGAAUCCCUGUUGCUAUUUCCCCUGCCAGCACCAAGGGGUGUGCGUGAGGGUCGGCCCGGGAGGUUACGAGUGCGACUGCACGCGGACGGGAUACUUCGGGGACAACUGCACCUCCCCCGAGCUCUGGACGCGCCUCCACGACCUGCUGAAGCCCAGUCCUGCCUUCUACCACUUCAUCCUGACCCACUUCAAGUGGUUUUGGGACAUUAUCAACAGCACCUUCAUCAGGGACACGCUCAUGAGGCUCGUGCUCACAGUUCGUGCCAAUCUCAUCCCCAGCCCCCCCACCUUCAACUCUGACUACGGCUACAUCAGCUGGGAGGCCUACGCCAACGUCAGCUAUUACACCCGCGUCCUCCCACCCGUGCCAGACAACUGCCCGACGCCCAUGGGGACCAAAGGGAGGCAGCAUCUGCCCGACCCCCAGCUCCUGGCGGAGAGGUUCCUGCUGCGGCAGAAGUUUGAAGCCGAUCCCCAAGGCACCAACCUGAUGUUUGCCUUCUUCGCCCAGCAUUUCACCCACCAGUUCUUCAAGACGUCCGGGAAGAUGGGACGCGGCUUCACCAAGGCGCUGGGCCACGGGGUGGAUCUCGGGCACUUGUACGGGGACAACCUGCAGCGGCAGCACCAGCUGCGACUCUUCAGAGACGGGAAGCUGAAAUUCCAGGUGGUGGAUGGAGAGGUGUACCCCCCCAUGGUCACCGAUGCUCCGGUUCACAUGGUCUACCCAUCCGACAUCCCCAAGGAGAAGCAGCUGGCGAUGGGGCAAGAGGUGUUUGGGCUGCUGCCGGGGCUCUGCAUGUAUGCCACGCUCUGGCUGCGCGAGCACAACCGCGUCUGCGACGUCCUGAAACGGGAACAUCCCACCUGGAGCGAUGAGCAGCUCUUCCAGACGGCUCGUCUCAUCCUCAUCGGGGAGACCAUUAAGAUCGUCAUUGAAGACUAUGUCCAGCACCUCAGCGGGUACUACCUGAGCCUCAAGUUUGACCCCGAGCUGCUGUUUGGGACACAGUUCCAGUACCGGAAUCGCAUCGCGGUGGAGUUCAACCAGCUCUAUCACUGGCAUGGGCUGAUGCCCGACUCCUUCAUCGUCCAGGGGGAAGAGUACAGCUACGAGCAGUUCCUCUACAACACCUCCAUGCUCAUGGACUAUGGCGUGGAGGCGCUGGUGGAGUCCUUUUCCAAGCAGAUUGCAGGAAGGAUCGGUGGGGGACAAACCAUCAACGCCAAUAUCUUGAACGUGGCCGUUGGGGUCAUCAAGGAGUCCCGUCAGCUGAGGCUACAGCCGUUUAACGAGUAUCGGAAGAGGUUUGGCAUGAAGCCCUACAAGUCCUUUCAGGAGCUGACAGGAGAGGAAGAGAAAGCGGCGGAGCUGGAAGAGCUGUACGGAGACAUCGAUGCUCUGGAGUUUUAUCCAGGCUUGCUGCUUGAGAAACCCCAACCCAAUGGUAUUUUUGGGGAAAGCAUGGUAGAGAUCGGAGCUCCGUUUUCCCUGAAGGGGCUUCUUGGAAACCCCAUCUGCUCCCCAGAGUACUGGAAACCCAGUACAUUCGGUGGAGCAACCGGCUUUGAGAUAGUUAAGACAGCGUCGCUCGAGAAGCUCGUGUGCCUCAAUGUGAAGAAGUGCCCGUACGUGGCGUUCCGUGUGCCGGAUACUGUGGAAAACGGCAGCCCUCGGGGUGGUGGAUCAUCUACUGAGCUCUAGCACCAGGACAGCUUGCCCAGGGAGCGGCGGGGACACAGGGACCUGCCCACCCCUGUGCCGAGCAGAAGCAGGACAGAAGAUGGUCCCAUCCUGGGCAUCCUCCACACCAGCCCUCGAGGAGAGGCCGGUACCAGCUCUGUGAGAAGCUCGAGUGCCUCAGGAGUGUGGCUGCCACUGCUGUCCUCAGCAGCCCCGACUCUUUUGCUAGUGAAUACCUUGCAUGAAGCCAGCUUUGGGGUUCCCCAGGGGACGCCCGCCUCCCCGGAACGCUCCGGACUCCCCUCCGCUUCGUCACCCACUGCCCCCGCUGCUUUCCAGCACCAGGCCACCAGCAAGCCCCUCUUUCACAGGGACAGAGGAGCGCGGAGCCCGGGGACCCCUCCCGGUCCAUCCACCCCAGCCUGCCCAGCACGUGGGCAUAGCCGAGACACAGCCCAGAAGAAGGAGCCAAAGCAGUGUCUCUGCGGGAGGAGACCUGGGGAGGAGCAUCAGAUGGGGCCUCCCAGACCUCCUGCAUUUCCCAGCUGCUGGGUGGGAGCCCAGCACCCACUGCUGGCUGCCCGUGCUGGGCUGCUCAGAGCAAGAUGCUACCUCUGUGAUGAAGUCUCUUCCAUCCUAUGAUCAUUACACUUCCCUGCAUUAAUAGCUCAGCAAAUGACGUCCCCAAGGCACACAGACCUCGCUUCUGCCCUGCUCCAGAAAUGCACGCCGAUGUCAGCCCUCACUGACAUAAUGACAUGGUAGCUGACAGCCACUGUCACCUGGAUCCCCAUCAGAUCCUGAUUCACCUCCAGGAAAAUGGACAUUUUUAAAAAAUAAAUGAUUUUACCAACUCCUCCCAUUUCCUCCAGCCAUUUUCCAAGCUUUGUCUUGCCAGCGCCAGGCCCUGCAAGAGGGCAGGACGCUCAGGAGGCAGCAGGAGCUGGGGGAGAAGAAGAGUCCCUGGAGCAUUGCUGGAAGGCUGGUGUCCCUGCUGGGACACAGCGGGGCCAUGCAGCCAGCACUGUGCCGUGUAAUUGCUGACUGCAUCAAAAGAAGUAAACGGGGACCCCCCUCGAGAUGCUUUGGUGGGGGGUCUCCGAGCCUGAGUCUCCUGUGAAGGUUUGAGCUGCGCUGCCCUCCAUCCACCACCCCCCCACAGCCCUGUGCUGCGCUGCUCCGAUGCUGAUAACACGGCGCUUACAUCCGACCCUGUGUAUUUCUAUCACAUAAAAUCUAUCCACAUGUAAA